Molecule: messenger RNA, 2643 nt
Organism: Microdochium trichocladiopsis
Lineage: Eukaryota; Fungi; Ascomycota; Sordariomycetes; Xylariales; Microdochiaceae
Exons: 2
Coding region: 1-2262 (753 amino acids)
Source: RefSeq, a predicted model, not a curated record
AUGAGCCAAUGCCAUGGGGGAGCAGAGGCGGCCCAACAGCUGACCGGGACCUGUCCUUCACCCGAGGUCGCCCACGACGCACCGUCUCUGGGCUUUCUGAGCCUGCCGCCCGAGGUGCGUAACACCAUCUACGCACUCGUGUGCCAGGACCUGCCCAACGUGUGGUCUCCCGUCCCCGCCCGGCUUGUGGGCCCGGACCGGCCGGCCCCUCCGGCCCUCUUCCCGCCGGUGCUCGCCUUCACCUGCCGGCAGGUCUACCGCGAGCUCAUUCCUCUCUUCUACGCCGGCCGCUACGUCUCCCUCCGUCUCAACUCCCUUGACGAGCUCGUCGCCCACGCCCAACGCAUCGCCGCCGCUGUCGCCGACCACCAGCAACGCCCACGCGCCCUCCUGCCCUGGCCGGCCCUGCUCUUGGUUCAGCGCCUCGCAGUCCAGCUGGCCACGCCCGCCUCGGUGCCCGAUGCUCGCCGGUGCAUCGCGGCGCUCGAGACCUUGGCAACCCACGCGGGACCCCACGUCCGUGAGCUCAAUCUCAGCUUUGAAGUUGACUGGACCGACUGGAUCAAGUUCGAGCAGAUCGACGGGACCUUCAUCCAUCCCCCUCGUGUCGUCAAGGCCGACUGGCUUGGUGACCAGCUUCCGUCCGACGUGGAUGACACUGAGGCUGCGAGCCUGCCGAACCCCAUAAUUGCUGUCGAGCUCAAUGCCAACGCCGCCGUUUCUCACGCUGUAACCAGCUUCCGCCUCCUCGACGAGCUUAGCCUCAGAAACGUCGCCCUCGCCACCUGGCCGGCCAUGCUCGACCAGAACCUCGACAAGGGCCUCCAUAUUCUCCCGAAGAGUGUCGCCUGGGACUUCCUGGUUCCCAUGGGGAGCAAGCCCUCACACCUGCUCAGAGCUGCCUUCAUGAGGGGCGCUUUCGACCCCAACGUGGGUCCUGCACCAGACGGAAAACCUAUCGCAGGGCAGGCCUCACACACGACUCCCACCCUCCACAUCAUCGCACUGGCACCUAGAUUUUCAGGCGCUGGCCAUUGGGGCUAUCCGGGGACAAAACCACCGCCUUACCUAACCGUGAAGGUGACCUGGCCACGGUCACAAGUGGCGAUGGCAGCAGCAGACAUUCCAGCGUUACCGACGGACGAGUGCCACCAAGAGGCCGGUGCCGAAGUCCCAAUGUCGUUCCUCAGCCUCCCAUCCGAGAUCCGCAACCAGAUUUACGCGCUGGUGUUCCCCGAACCGUUCCCUGACUCUGGGAUGGUCAGGCCAGUCAGCCCCGCUCCCCUUGACGGGCGGCGGGAAAAGCUGUUGCUGCCAGGAGAAGACUUGCACCCUGAGCAACUUCGCCAGGCCGGCUGGCAGGAAGCAGCCCCCCAGCUCACAUUCACAGAGCCGCUCAGGCACCUUAUGCCGGCCUUGACUUUUACGAGCAAGCAGGUCUACCGGGAACUCGCACCAUUGUGGUACACAUCCUCAACGAAGGUGUUCACCUUCAAUCAUGUCCAUGAACUCGAGUCUCACGCGCGGCUCGCUGCUGCUGCCCGGGCCGACGACAUCAACGUCAUUCGUCAUCCUCAGCCGUAUUUCUGUCAUGCUCCAGUGCAUCUGAUCGGGCGGAUUCAUCUCUUCAUCCUUACGCCAACCACCCAGCAAAACACUCUGCGCUGGAUCGAGGCCCUGCGGGGCCUGGCCGCUGCGACUGAGGGUCAUCUCAAAGAGUUUCGCCUCAACUUCAACCUGGCCCCCUCGCUGAUGGACCAGUGGCAUAAGACGCGUGACCAUAUUCGACCUCACGUCGUGUGCCCCGAGUGGCCCGACGCUCCCGAGCUGGAAGUCCUAGCCACUACUGUCCCCAACACUUCAGCAGGAGGAGAGGGAGAGGGAGAAGGAGGAGGAUGGAGGGGAGGAGGAAGAGGAGGCUAUACUGCAGACACCCUAGUCGAGCUCACGGAGAACAUUGCCUUUGCCCGAGCCGUCGCCGGUUUCCGAUGCCUACAGAUGCUCGUCCUCGACAGGGUCUCCACGAAGACGUGGCCGGCGGUACUGGACCGGUACCUGGGCAGGAGCAUGAUGAAACUCAGGCCCAGGAGCGUCGGGCCUGCACGCUUUUCCUCUGCCGUGCGCCCGACAUUCAGAGCGAAAUAUGAGAUGAGACCGCCGGGGGACAGCACCACGGCGGCUGGCGGUACCAGUGGAGACGCCAUGCAGACCGAGGAGGCAGCUGAUGGGCCGCUUACUUCUUUGAUCCGGAAAAUACGAUGAGGGAUCAAUUGUUGUGUGAGCUAAGGAACUGAGGGUUGGCCAGAGGCUUUGUCUUCGCGUGAGACUGCUUCAGUCGGACAUGUGCCCACCAUCAGCAUAGUACUUGCCUUGUGGCCAGUCUGUCUUCGUGCGCCAUGGAGCCGAAUGUACAACUGAUGGUGGGAUCAUGGUGUCUGCCUGAAUUCCGUCGCCCAGCCAGUUAAGGGGGUCCUACACUAGGCGAACACCUACUAUAUCUAGGUAUCAACGUAAAGACAAUAUCUCCGCAGCCGACUCGUUCUCAUUUACUGCGCCAACGUUCCAAUCAGCUUGUAGCUUUAUAUAUUAAUAGUUGUUUGUAAAGCGCUGGUGGGAAUCAAGAUACUCACGAUCUUGCUGGCA